This is a messenger RNA of Pseudocercospora fijiensis CIRAD86, 714 nucleotides long. RefSeq lists its product as uncharacterized. The transcript is spliced from 10 exons. The coding region runs from base 1 to 714 and encodes 237 amino acids. The record is from RefSeq and is a predicted model, not a curated record. NCBI's taxonomy places the organism in Eukaryota, Fungi, Ascomycota, Dothideomycetes, Mycosphaerellales, Mycosphaerellaceae.
AUGCACGCGAUAAGGGGUAUCACGUGCAUGAUGCCUGAGGCUGAAACUGCGCACUUCAUCUUUAGGCUUCCUUUUACAUCAAGUCUAAAGGCGCCACGACGGCAUCGAUGCAUUUUUUGUCUCAACAUCUGCUGUGCAACGAGGACAGACGCGCAUCGCGACCCGUUGACUAUCGUCGCCGAAUCCUUCGCUCUGCUUCGCUUCCGGUUCGAAGCCUGUGCGAGCCAAGAUGCUGCUUACCCUGUCAAAGUCGGAGGUGCAUUGAUCUCACGCACAUUUGUGGUGUCCAAAGGACCUACCAUCCUCGGGAAACGUAUUCAUGCGCGAUGCUGCGAAAGGGCACAGGUGCUGGCUGAAUACGUGAAAGCGAUACUUCAGCGUCGUAUCGCCGUGGCUGAUGAUGUUUGGAGGUGCACCUUGAAGAAGAAAUGGAUCUUAACGAGUAUGUUAAUCCCGGUUGCAUUGUGCAAUGCUGACGAUCUUCACGGGCCUGACUCCGACCCGCCGCUCCUUCAGGAAGGUGAGAUCCGAUCAGGUACGUUGCCGACCAUCCAAGCGACCGGCGAGUUCAGCCCGGCGAGUUCAGCCCGGCGCUGGUUGAAGAUGUCGUGUAUCCGCGUCGUUCUGGUCCAGAUCUUGGUCUUGAAAGCUGCAGGGUAUCAAUCCUUGGUCACGCGAAGUUCGCCAGAGUCGCAAAGACCAGAGGAAUGCUAG